Molecule: messenger RNA, 2940 nt
Organism: Chenopodium quinoa (quinoa)
Lineage: Eukaryota; Viridiplantae; Streptophyta; Magnoliopsida; Caryophyllales; Amaranthaceae
Exons: 2
Coding region: 618-2933 (771 amino acids)
Source: RefSeq, a predicted model, not a curated record
AUUUCAAGCCCAAUAUUGUUUUAUUGUGUAGGCUUUUACAUUUGGGCCUUGAAUGAAAAUAUCUUCCUACUUAGCUGAGUGAAGAAAAGAGGCAGCUCAAGAACAUUUCUCCUUGCUCUAAAGCAUAGAGUUUUUCGCCGACUUCCACAGAGAACAAACCGUCAAACAAGAUGAUAAAGAUGAAAUUGGAUAAUUAUUGGAGCGAAAUACUCGGAGCAACGGAGAUGAAUCAAAGGCUAGUUCCUUAUAUUUCGGUUAGGGAAGUUUUUGAGUGUUAUCAGAUCCGUAAUUUUGGGGAGCAAAAUGGAGGGAAUAUAAUCUGAAUUUCGGCGGAGAGUUGCGAGAUCGAAGAGUGAACAGAGGUGGUAGACGAGUGAACAGAGGUGGCUUGGUUCUGUGCAUGGUUACUCUGAUCAUCUACUGGAAGCUUUUGAAAUUUUCAACAUCAAAGAUUGAGAAAUUUUGCGGCAAGGAACCAGGGACUUAUAAUUAAUCCUUUUUCUACUCUUCCUGUAGCUAAAAGGACUCGUGCUCAUAUACUGGAGCAAGCUCGUCAUAUUCCGUUACCUCACAGUGAAAGUUCAUCUUCGGACGAGGAGGGUGAAUAUAUUUUUGAGAUGGGUGAUCAAACACUAAAGCAGCUUGCAGCUCCAACGUUUGAUCCAAAUUUAUUGUGCAUAGUAGACGAUGAGGCAGAAAUUGAGAUCAAGCCGGGGUUGAUUAGAGCUCUUCCCACAUUUUCAGGUUUCCGUAAUACUAACUCCUUGGGUUCAGUUCACAUGAAUGAGGCUAGCAGAUUUUUGAAGAAAUUUCACAUAGCAUGUGCGGGGAUGAAACCGGCUGGUGUCACCCUCGACCAGCUCAAGUUGAAGGCAUUUCCUUUUGCCUUGUCUGAUGGUGCCAAGGAGUGGUUAUUUGAAGUACCUGCUGGAACCAUCACAACAUGGGAUCAAAUGCUAAAAGUAUUCGCAGAAAGAUAUUUUCUAGCAUCUUUGAUAGCCAAUAUCAGGAAAGAAAUAUGUGGAAUUCGACAGGACGAUGCAGAGACACUUCAUGAGUACUGGGAACGUUUCAAGAAACUAUGUGAUAGUUGCCCAAACCAUCAGAUCAGUGAGCAAUUAUUAAUACAGUACUUUUACGAAGGACUCAGGGAGACAGACAGGAAUCUAGUUGAUGCAGCAAGUGGUGGAGCACUGGUUGACAAAACACCCGCAGAGGCAAAGAAACUGAUUGCAAACAUGGCUGCAAACUCUCAGUAUCGAGGAGGUCGAAAUAUCACGUCCACCUCUAUACGUCAAGUUAAUGAAGUGGUGAGUUCUAACCUCGAGCAACAAGUAGCUAAACUCACUUCCUUAGUGGAGCGAGUAAUGAUCGAAAAAGGGCAAGAAAAAGUAUGUGGCCUUUGUUCAAUGGUAGGACACCCAACUGAUAUGUGUCCUACUCUGCAAGAAGAAGAAGUGAAUUCGAUUGGUGGUGGUCAGGGGCAGCAAAGACGUUAUGAUCCAUUCUCUCAGACUUAUAAUUCGGGGUGGAGAGAUCAUCCAAACCUGAGAUAUGGUAAUGCUCAGCAGCAGGCAGGCAACUCUAACCUCAGACCACCAGCUUUCCAGCAACAGCAAGCUUCUAAUCCUCCACCUGGGUUUCAUCAGCAACCACAAUAUCAGCCGCGACCUCAAAAUCAACAAGUUUCCCAGCCACAAUCUGGUAGCAUGUCUCUGGAAGAUAUUGUGAAGGCAAUGGCUGACAACACUUUGCAUUUCCAGCAAGAGACAAGAAGUGGUCUAAAGAACUUGGAGAACCAAGUUUCUCAGUUAGCUAACACAGUGGGAAAGCUCCAAGCUCAGAACUCUAAUAAGCUUCCGAGUCAACCAGAGAGAAAUCCAAAGGAGAACGUGAGUGCAAUCUCCCUGAGAAGUGGCAAGCAAUUAGAGGUUCCAACGAAAAAGACUGAAGAGCUGGCAGCACACCAAGAGGAACAAAGGACUAUUGUUCCAGAGCAAGAUAAGCAGCCCACUAAGGUAAGAGAUGUUGUUUCUCCCAAUACUGAUCAGUUUACUUCUUCUAUUCCAUUUCCCAGCAGGUUAUCAUCUAAGAAUAAGAAGAGAGAGCAAGAAAAGGAGAAAGAGACCCUGGACAUUUUUCGCAAGGUUGAGGUAAACAUACCUUUACUGGAAGCUAUAAGACAAGUGCCGCGGUAUGCAAAGUUUUUGAAGGAGUUAUUCACUAACAAGAGGAGAUUGAGUGGAGAUGAAAAAGUCAGUGUAAGUGAGAAUGUGUCUGCUGUUUUACAGAGGAAAGUUCCUCCAAAGUGCAAGGAUCCAGGUAUUUUUACUAUACCAUGUAAAAUAGGUAACACGAGAUACGAUAAAUGCAUGCUAGAUUUAGGAGCUUCUAUUAAUGUCAUGCCUUUAUAUAUCUAUAAAGCUCUGAACUUAGGACCUUUGAAAGACACUCGAGUGAUUAUUCAGCUUGCUGACCGUUCUAAUACAUACCCUGUAGGAGUAGUUGAGGAUGUUUUAGUGCAAGUGAAUGAACUGGUAUUUCCUGCUGAUUUUUAUGUUUUAGAUAUGCCAAAUGAUGAAUCCCCUAGUGCAGCACCUAUCUUAUUAGGAAGACCUUUUCUGAAAACAUCUAGAACUAAAAUUGAUGUUCACAAUGGGGUGUUGACCAUGGAAUUCGAUGGGGAGGUUAUCUGGUUUAAUUUAUUUGAUGCCAUGAGAUAUCCCUCUGAUUGUGAAUCUGUUUCUAGUAUAGAUGUCAUUGAUGCACUAACUGAGCAGGUAUUCUUUCUCUCUGGUCAUGAUGGGUUAGAUGUUGUUUUGACUGCGCCUAUGGAAAAAGAAAAGUAUACUGACUUGCAGGAACAUUUUGAGCUUAAGGGGGAGUUAAGGAAGCUUUUUCCUCUCUGGAAAUACUUCCUGAUAAGCAAUUAAGGUAUGA